This is a messenger RNA of Capronia epimyces CBS 606.96, 1080 nucleotides long. RefSeq lists its product as uncharacterized. The transcript has 3 exons. The coding region runs from base 1 to 1080 and encodes 359 amino acids. The record is from RefSeq and is a predicted model, not a curated record. Gene Ontology annotation, biological process: peptidyl-glutamate ADP-deribosylation. NCBI's taxonomy places the organism in Eukaryota, Fungi, Ascomycota, Eurotiomycetes, Chaetothyriales, Herpotrichiellaceae.
AUGAAGAACGACGACAGUGCGCGAUCCUACAGACUUCUUGGCCUUUCCGAAGGCGCAUCUCUUGAGGAGCUGGAUGAGAGAUACUUGCAGCUGACCCUGAUUCAGAACGGACCACAUGCUCCCCAAAACAAGGAGGAGGCCAAGCAGCAACACGAUCUGCUCGAUAAGGCCUACAAUACCAUACUCACGAGAUUUCUCAGAGGUGAAGAGGAAGUGGAAGUGCCUAGUUCUCCCCAAGAAGACUUUACCAUGAAACAGAUCACCAACGCUCAAGAUCGCAUUCAUAUGCCAAGUACAAGCGAUGAGGAUUUGUGGAUUUCCCCGGAGGCCUCACGGCCAUCCAGCUCUCAGACAGACUCCGAGUUGCCCGUACCCAGAGCAGCAAAUGCGCCUGGCUUCAGCCUGCGAGAAAUUCAAGGUGACAUCCUCGAGGCCCCAGAUCGAGCCGUGAUUGUUCAUGCAGUCAACUGUCAAGGGGUGUGGGGGUAUGGCAUCGCAGCACAACUCAAGAAAUCGUUUCCGGAAGCCUACAGGGUCUACCGCACUCACUGCCAACAAAACACCAAGGCUUACGACAUAAUUGGAACAGCUCUCCUGAUCCCGCCUCAACCAAAAGACUACAAAGAAGAGAUGACAAGAGAAGAUGGAAACACACAACCGGCCACAGUGUGCACUGGUUCAACCACCGUGUUUGCCAAACGCCGCUGGAUUGCGUGUUUGUUCACGAGUGCCGGCUAUGGGAGGCCAAAUCCCGCAAUCAACAAGAUUGGCAAGGACUCCAAGCAGCGAAUAUUAAACCGCACGAGGAGCGCUUUGGAAUACCUCAGAGUCUUGCUGGAGGAGUUCGGACCAUCAAAUUUUGACGAAGACACAAACUGGCGAACGGACGAUGAUAAACCGGGGGAAAUUUGGAGCUGCAAGUUCAACAGUGGUGCUUUUGGGGUCGAGUGGGAAUCAAGCUGUGCUAUCUUGGAGCAAGAAUUCGCAACCUUCGAGCGUCCGUGGACCAUCGUGGAUAAGGUUGACAAGACGAAGGAUGGCUCGAAGGACGAAGCUAGAGGAGCGUCGUCUCAAGAUUAA